GAGAGCAGCUGUGUUGAGUUUUUACCGUCGAGCGAGAAAAUAAACAGGAAGUCACACAGGCGAGCAGGCUGUGUGUUUUUGUCGGUUAAACGACUUACUUUAUUGUGAUUUUUUUCGUCGAAACCACAAAAAAACUAAAAAUGGGGAAGAGACAGCACCAAAAAGACAAAAUGUAAGUGUCAGAAGUUAUACUGAACAACAAACCAUACAGCUAAACGAUCUUGUUGUUAGCCCUGCUAACGCACUAGCGGGCUAACUCGGAGUAACGUUUGUGUAUACGGAAUUACUCUAUGUUUAUUUUUUUCAUUACUGUAUUUAUUUAGGUCUAUUAUACUUUUUACAGGUACAUCACAUGUACAGAAUACACACACUUCUACGGAGGAAAGCGAGCGGGUGAGUUUUUAUGAAUCUUACCCAUCGUUGAGACAUAUCAAGUAAUAAAGGUAAACAUUUCACAGUCUCUAGGUGUUUGAGGCUAUAUUAUUCCCUUAUAUUACCAAAAGCUCACUGAUCUAAUGCAAAACUUCGUUUAACUGCAAGUCUGUUUAAAACAACAAAAAAGAAAAUAUAGAAGUCAUGUAAAACUAGAAUGUAUAUAUAUGCAAUAUAAACUAAGCUAGAUAAGAACACAUCUAGAGUUAUUAUAUAAGAAGAAAGUAAUAACUACAAUAUACAACAUAAUGUGAUACAAUAUGGUAGGAUGUAUUUAAACACAGCUCAACCUUAUAAAUGUGCAUAUACAAGGACAUGUUCAAGUUAACAGGCUGAUAUGUAUAAUGCAGAGCUGUAGGUGCAGAUAAUAGUCUAUUUCAGUGGAGUUAACAGAUUUGUUGCUAAAAUGGUGUGUGUUUUUCUGUCUGUAGGGGUUAGUUCUGAUCAUAAGUGGACAGAGAAACAGAGUAAUGGGCAGCCAAGGCUCACUGGUGUGCGUGGGAAGCAAACCUGCAUGGUUUUUAGUAAAAUGUUCAUUAAUAUAGCACAGACAUGGAUGUCUCUUGUUGCAGUCCGUGAAUUUUGGCAUCCUCUAAUAUCUGAACACAUCAGUCACACAUAGCUUUUUAACCAUCUGCCUAAUAUUUUGUAGGCUUGUAGCUGCACAGCAUCAUACACAACUUACUGCAACACACUGUGUGUUCUGACACCUCACCGUCAGAACCAGCCUUUACUUCAUCUGCAAUUUCAACUCCAGUAGCUCUUCAGCUGGUUGGGAACAGGCCAGCCUGCUUCCCAUGAGCACCCAAAAGCCUUGGCCUGCAACUGGCUGAUAGGUUAUCAGACCACUUUUGGUGGAUACUCAACACUGCAGACCGUGGACCACUUCACAAGAGCUGCAGUUUUGGAGAUGUUCUGGUCCAGUCAUCCAGCCAUCACAGUUUGGCCCUUGAUAAAUCACUUACAUCCUUAAACUUGCUCAUUUUUCUGCCUCCAGUACCUCAAGUUUGAGGACAAAAUGUUCACUUACUGCCUAGUGCCAUUGCAAAGAGAUAAUCAGUGUUAUUUACUCUCUGACUCAGUGUUCAUAAUGUUAUGGCUGAUGAUGAAAAGGAAUGAAAAGUGCUAUUCACCCAUAAACGGAGUAAAGAUUCCGUAUACACUGUGUUUUAAGUACUAAUAGAGAAACUUGUUAUAGUUUUACCAGCUGUGAUAAUUUCAACCAAAGACAGAUUUUCUAGUUUUACUCAAAUAACUGAUCAGAACUGAAGCAGAUCUGAAGAAGUCCUAAAGAAGACAAAGGUUUGAAACAUAAACAUGACGGUAAACAUUUUUCCACUCCCCGUGCAGCUCAUAAUACUGCAAUCAAAUCUAGGUGUCCCAAUUUAAUAUUGAAGAACACUGAUUCAGUCUCAGUGCUGUACCGAACAGGUUGGAAAAUCUGACUGUUGAGGUGUUUUUUCAUCUUUAAGCCUUCAUCUGUCAAUGUGCACAAAAUAUGUGUGUUGACCACACAACUAUUUGUAAAAAAGAUUUCGCAACGGCAAGUAAUGGCCUCUGAUGUUUCGUUGUAAUCAUGGUUCUCUAUGUUUUUACUCUCCAGAAAUCCCACAGUCGAACUUCAGACGGCUUCCUUUUGAUCACUGCAGGUGAGAAGAGACAUGAAGAGAUAUUUUUAUCAUCCCCAGGAGAGCGACAUACAAUGUGUUUUUGUAUAAGACUUUGUGAGUUUGCUUUUAAACCACAAACAAAUGUUGGUUAUGCUUUACCAUCAGUAGAAGAGGAUACUCAGUAGCCUUAUACCGUAUAAAUGGAGAAAAGUUUGUAACAAAAUGAAAAGCAACCUGGCUGGACAUUGUUUUACCUUAUGAGUGUAGAGAUGUCAAACAGCUUGUUGCAUUUUAUCUAAAGUUUUUCCUUUACAACAUUUCAGCUUGUCCCUUCAGCCGUUUGAGUAUCCUGUCUGUACUGAGGAGGGAGUUGUCUUUGACCUGCUGUAAGUAGAUACAUUCAGAUCAGUUCAUACACAACCUUGGAUGAAAAAAACACAGAAAAUGUCAUGCGCUGAUUUUUAUCAGCCUGCAUUGAUUUGUCUUGGUAAAUUUGUCAUAAACAGUUAGAUGCAUCACAUACUCUGUACAGCACUGAUGUAGUUUCAACCGUAUGACUUCAAACUCAUGGACACGCAUAGGUCAGGAUUAUGAUUUCUUAAAUCAGGAAAUAAGAUUAUUUAAGCAGCAGCUGCAUGCAGGGUUACACUAUACCGUCUUGAUGACUUCUUUUCCUUUUGAGUAAUCCAACUUUAUUUGUCUUUAUAGUUGGUGUCACAAACCGAAAACAACAUGCAACCAAAAAGUUAAAAUUUAAAAGCCUGAUGAGUAAAUCUUGCUUUGCAGUGUGUAAUUUGAUACCAUUUAAACUUUAAGAUGACUUUUUCCAACUUGUGUGACAGGAGCAUCAUGCCAUGGAUCAAGAAGUUCGGGACAAACCCCGCCUCUGGAGAGGUAAGAAAACAAGCAGAUCAUACAACCAGAAACUCUUUUUUUGCUGACUGCUCCUCCUUCGUGUACCCGUGGGUUUUAGCUGAGUGCCCGUUUGUCGCUAAUGGGACUGCAUUGAUGUAUCCGUUAAACAUCAGUAUCAGCAAAUAUCAGCUCUGUUGACAGAUUUUGGCACAUUGGCAAAUAAUGUGUCACACAUUGAUGCCAGUGUUUAUCUUUUCCUUAAGCUUCCUGUAAUUAUAUUGUUAUCCCAGUUAUGUAAAUCUGGAAGGCUACUGCACCUCACUGCCAAUUUACAGAAGACUUUUAUUGAGGAGAUGACAGAAAAUUUGUGAAGUGUUGGAAUAUGACACAGUCUUCGAGAAAGAUUAGCGACAUGCAGUUUGUAUAAAACAUUUCAGGCACAAAAAUACAAAAAAGUAACACAAAAGCAUUGAAACCAGCGAUCAGCAUCAGCUGAGUGACGCUUUAAAUUAUCAGUAUUUGCUCUGACUUCCACAAUUAGCACAUCUUUAGUCAGUGAUCCCGGAUCAAAAUCUUUAACCAUGUACAGAGGGAAGGUAUGAAUUCAAUAAGGUUUAGCCACAAGCUCCCUGUCAUAUAAAUAAUUUGUUGUGGCCUUACUACAGAGUAAUAACCAUUUUAAACUAGUUAUUAUGUGUUUUUCUGUUAAGCACCUUGUCUUUCUCAUGUAUCUUGAUAUAGAACUGUAAAUGAAAGUCAGUUCUGGUUGAUUAUGUCAGUGACCUUUAAGAAAGAGGACGAUUUACUAAUCUUGAGUUAUAUUUUGUGACGAUCAUGCAGUAAAAUCUCUGUUUUUUUCUCUUCCCACAGAAACUGGAAGCAAAGUCCCUCAUCAAACUUAACUUUGCCAAGAACAGCGAUGGUAAAUACGCCUAAUGAUUGUGUGAAAUGUACUUAGUGGAGAUAGGGGCACAAUGUUUUGAUUUUUGCCAUCAGAGCCAAACAAGGUUAAUUUUUAGAUUUGUGAUCACCAGAAUCAUCUGGAAGCAAAGGUCAGGCUCAUGCUUAGAGAGAAAAUGUCACUUAAGGAGAGUCAGAGGGUCAUUUUUAAGGAGGGGAUGAGAGCAGAUUAAAGCAAGAGGAGGAGGGAAGUGUGGGUAAGGUGAUAUAAUUCAGCAGGGAGCACAUUACAUGAGGCACUCCUUGACUUCUGGAGGAGAUGAGCUGUGCGCCUGUGGAAGCAGAAGUGAGGGACUCAGCUGCUCCUCCCGCUCCUGAAUUUUCUUUCAUUCUGUUCCAGGAAAGUAUCACUGCCCCGUUAUGUACAACGUCUUCACAAAUAAUUCUCACAUUGUUACCAACAAGGUCACAGGCAACGUCUUUUCAUACGAGGUGGGUGAAAUCACACACUUUCCCUGCAUUGAUCCUCACACAGAUACUUUUGUGGAACAGAUCGAUGUCUAAAAUUACACACCCAAACAAACACACAAAGACGCUAUUGAUUCAGUUUCUUACAGAUACAAGCCAGAUCCUCAGCCCACACGGACUCACAAGAUGCUGCCUAACACCGCAUCAAAUUAGUUUAGCACAACAAAUAGUUUUUCUAAACAAAUUUAGGGUUACAUUCUGUUUAGGAAAAACUGCUGUUUUUUUCAGAUAUGUUUUUCAAACUUUGUUUCAUCACCAUCAAUUUAGAAGAAAACAAACAGGAGUUCAGGCUGUAACACUAUUACAGUGUUUUCCACGCAUAGACAGCACAUGGGUGGCCCACCCAAGUAUGUUUCAUGCCUCUGAAGUACAUCCCUAAUUCCAAAAAUGUUGAGACACUGUGUGAAAGGUUAAUAAAAACACAUUUCCAGCAGCACAUAUUAAAACAGUAAAACAGUUAAAACAGUGCCAAUGACAUCCCAUUAUUGGCUAAUAUAGGAUUUCGGCUGCUCAACAUUUUGGGGACUCUAUUGUAGUAGUUUUCACUUACUGCAGGCAGAUUUAGCACCAGGACUCUUCUACUACAGAGCCAGGCUGUUGUAACACGUGCUGGACAUCAUUUGCCAUUGUCUUACUGAGAUAUGCAAGAUCUUCACUGGAAAGGCUUGUUUUGAUGGAAGUGUGUACUGAGAUUCUCUAAAACUUUUAAUUAUAUUAAGUCUUGUAGAUAAUACUUGAAGUCUCUCACACAGUGUCCAACCUCAUCCUGUCAAUUUUUUCCUGAAAGAUUCUACCUCUGUGGAACAAAGCUUCCUUCCCAGUCAUGUCAUUAACCUGUUAAUCCUAGUCUUUUUCGAGAGAUAUUCCUCCAGGCGUUUCCACAGCACAAGAUAACUUUUUCAGGGGUUUGUUGUCCAGGUCUUAACUUUUUUAUUAUUAAAUUGAAGUGAGCUUUUUUCAUAAAACAAUCACUUUUUUUCAUUAUUCGAUAUAUCUGCACUGUUUUGAAUUAAAAUGUUGGAUUUCAAGGAUUUGCAAUUGGUCAAAAUCUGUUUUUAUUAAUGUUGCAAACAUCUUUGUGCCUUUUUGCCCCCUCUUCCCUUCCCCAGGCUGUUGAACAACUCAACAUUAAGACCAAAACUUUCAAGGAUCUGCUGACUGAUGAAGCCUUCACCAGAAAGGACAUCAUAACCCUUCAGGUUGGUUGUUGCUUAAAUUCUGUUUGCAAAAGUUAAAAGUGUUUUGUGAAGGAAAAACGACUGAACAUCUCAUGGGAACAUUUGUGUUUUGUGCCUGUAGGACCCCACAAACCUGGAUAAAUUCAAUGUUUCCAAUUUCUUCCACGUGAAAAACAAUUUGAAGGUGUUGGACCCAGGUGAGUUAUUGAACUGUCUCCUGACUAUCUUUCAUGUAAUUCUACUUUCCUUGGAGUUCUUCUUCUCUCUUUAAAAACAAAGGAGCUUUUGUUAAACCAGAUCUUACUUCUACCUUUGGCUCUGUUUAGAUGAGGAAAAGGCCAGGCAGGACCCAGCAUACCACCUGAAGAGCACCAAUCUGGAGACAAGGGAGACAUUAGCUGAGCUGUACAAAGACUACAAGGGGGAUCAGCUCCUGGCUUCCACAAUGAAAGAGCCUGUGGCCAAAAAGACGGACAAAUUAAACGCUGUAAGUAAAACAAAUUGUGAUACUUAGUUCUUAACUACAUGAGGGGAGAGAGAGAGAGAAAAUGUUGACUUAAAACAUUUUUAUUGGCCAUUUACCAAAAAAGUAAGCCCUCCUUUUUUUACCUGUGUGGAUCAGCAUUUAUGUUUUUUUAUAUUGUAUUGACAUGUAGGUUAGUUUGAGACUUUUUUAGGUCUUUCCAUCAUGGUGUCUGUAGUCUACUCAGCUCCUUUAGAUGCUUCUCCUCUAAAGGUUAUUGCUAGUUGAUGUAGCAUACAUUGCUACUGCUUCACCGGCAUGAAUAUGCUGUUGCCAUCAUCAGAUUUAUACCUUAUCCGUCUCUGUCAAGUCUUUUAUCAGAUAAUGUUUGGAAUUUGGAAUCUCUCCCCAUGGGACUGUCUUAUCUUUUCUUAUCUUAACUACUAUGUUUAACACCUGAUAGUGACGACUUAUUCACCUCAGGAAUAUAGGAAAGGGUGGCAAGGGUUGACAUUCAAACUGCAGAGAAAUGAAUUUGUUUUCAGUUUAAAGUCUAAGUCUCCAAGAUUGAUUUAGGUUUCACUAGUUUGAGUAACUUUUUUAAAGGGCAGGAAAUUUGGAAAAGAAAGAAAGGAGUGAUAUGUAGCCAGAAUAAAAACUUGCAUCACCUGCUUUAAGGCCUGUAAUGUUUAUUUCCUUAAGUCCAAAUUUCUGUUUCUAGCAACCUGAGUAGGAUUUUUUUCCUGAUUACGUUCUCUUUUACAAUGUACUGGAUAUCUUUAAGUUUUUGUCAUUGUUAGUCUUUAAAUUUGGCAGCACAAAACAGGGAUGGGCAUUAGUUACCCCACCCUUGUAUGUUUUGACCAAAUGACUAGCUGUUGAAUCAGAAGAGUGAACAAAAAUAUAAUCAGCAAGCAAAUAUUAUGUCUUUUUUUAUCCCUUUGUAAAAUGUUAUUGUCUUGCUUCAUGGGGAAUUUUUGAAUAUGGUGUUGAUUUGUUUGUUGGUGUGGUUGAAGAUUUUGCCUUUUUGAGUCUUGUACAAAGGCUGAGCCAUAAUUGCUCUAAAACAGGUAUUUCUUCCAAAAUUAUGACCUUAUAAAGUUCACUGCCUUUUCCUAGAGCUUUCGGACGUAUGACAAACCUUUCUCCAUGAGAUGUAAGUUGCCGUUAAAGUGCUUUAAAAAUCCUCUUUUUGGUCUUGUCGGCUUUACAUUUCAAAAUCAAAGAGGAUUCUUGACAUUUGUAAUAGUUCUGUUGAGAAAACAGUCCUCACUCGAGUCCACUUACUGCCUCGCAAGACCACUUUCUGGAUCUUUCAGCGUCUGUCAUGCAUGUGUCCUGGCAUUACUGCUGUUUUAUAAAAAGAAGAAAAGAAGAAAAUUCUAUCAGUGAUGAAAUUAACAAGGUUAUAAUGAGCUUUUAAUCAAAGGGAUUGUAGAUUCUUCUUUUUAAGUAAUUAAGUCAAACAUAAUUCCCCAAAUGUCUCAGUCAUGACUGAUGUGCUGCUGCUGCUGCAUCUUAAAAAGGAAAACACAAGUUCAGAAGUGUAGUUUUUACAGUGUCCACAAGAGGGAGCUAAACAUACAGUCAUACAUUGACUGUGCUGUGGGCAAUAAGAUAAACAACUGCAUCCAGAGGCAGAACAAAGAGCAUUUACAGCGCUCUUAGAAGGAUGCAUAGAACAACAUUAUAGGAUUAAAUGCAGAUAUAUGAAAAGACCGAGUCAGUCAGAAAAUGUCAGGGUCUGAAAUCUCAAAAACAUGGAAGACAUAGGAAUUGUACCAAGGCCUCUAAAAACACGGAGCAGCUUUGAUAAUAAUAAUAACCUUUUUGGUGGUCAGUGUGAUUACUUCAAGUCUGCUUAUUCUCAUUGUAAGUCAGGUUUAACGGAGGGGAAACAAACACUCAGAUAAGGAACAAAAAAGGUCAUCCACGGCCAAGAUACCACCCUGACUGUGUCCUUGAGUGACCGGGGGGAAGAUGUCUGAUUCAGUUCGAAGAGUAUCAACACUUCUCUUCUUAUCAGCCCUUCUUUGAUGCUACGCCGUGUCUGCUUUUUAUACGCCCGAGCUUCUCCUUGGUUGCUCUCCAUCUCAAGUUCACAGUCGACGUGCCGCUCCAACAGUAUCUGAGAGAACGGGGAAUAUAGGUCAGACAGAGCAUACAAGGUAAAGUCUAUGCUUUCAUGCGCCUUCACAAGAACUGGAGCAGAAGAAAGCUAAACCAGGACUGUAGUCGAGACUUUUCAAAUCCCUUUUCUCAUCUCUUCUUUCAUCUCCAUGAGCUCCUAUUCUGUUUACCUAAAUAACUCCACCAAUCCAGCUGUAUUAGCAGGGAUAUUUUUGGAUUUUGUGUAUUACUAUGCAGCAGAUGUGUUUUACUAUAAUUUAAACUCAAGGAACCUUAAAGCAUCCCUGACGCCCCUUAAUUAUGAGAUGGCCUAAAUCUCCCAAGGCUGAGGAUGUUGUGCUCUUAAUCACACUGAAGCUGCAGAGGCUGUCAUUAAGCUAGUUUGUACUUGAUGCACCACUUAGUGCAGACGAGGGGGACCAGCCAAGUGUGUGGCUGGAAAGAGGUGUGGGCUGAGUGGAGAGAUUAUUCCUCCACUGGAGGAUGAAGCUGCAGGCUGGUUUUAAUGAGAAAGUGUCUGUCCUGUUGAAGUGCCCCUGAGCAGAAAACCUGCCAGACGUUUUAAGUGGGUCCUGAUGUCCAGUGGAAUCAUUCGCCACAGAGCUACAAAUACGAAUAGCGGCUGCAAAGACGUCAUCUGUUUUUUUUUUUUUUUUUUAAUCACCGGUUCAUCUGCUUCUCUUUUUAUGAAUCCAUUUAUCUAUUUUCCAACUCAGAGAUAGUCACCACUGCAAAAGGAGAACCAAAUCUGACCAGGUGUUUUGUUUUAUUUUAAUGGAAACACGUCACAAACUUUUUUAUAAGGGUUACAUUCACCCUACAAGUCCAGGUGUAACGUCCUUCUCCAAGAUAUCACUUGCAAAAAACUUUCUAAAAAUGGCCACAAUUGCUUGUAAAGAGUGGAAAAGCUGCCAAUGAUUUAAAGAAGAUACUAUGUCUUAUUUUUACUGGGCAGCUAUUUUUACCCUCACAAGCUUUAAAAGGCCUUUUUGCCCAUAAUUUUUCACAGCCAGAUGUUUCAUCUAGACUUGUCAAGGUGAAUGUGGCUUUAGUUAAAGGUACAGUGCGUUAAAGUGGCAGCAACAUGUAGCAGUCAGAUACUAGAUGUUAGAUACUGAACGCAAACACUCCCUUGAUCUCCUCGCCCCUGCUAUCUAAGAAGCAAAGGUGACCUUCAAAGACAAGGAACUCCCAAGACGAAAUCUCACAUUUGUCAAGUUUUUUUUCUCAAAGUUUUUCCUUUAAAAAUAUCAACACAAGUUCUUUUGCGUACAAUAACCACCCUCUUCUUUUUGUUUUUCCAACCAGUGCCUUUUUGGCAGAAACACACUAAAUAAAAUCAUGCGUACAAAGUACAGUACAGUUUGUACUUUUUUGCUUAAAUAAACUUGUAAUUAUAUUUCAUUUCUACUGGGUCUGUUCUGUGACAGGCCACCAAAAUCUACACACUGCACCUUUUAAAAGUCAUUUGACUGCUAUGAAGGCCACAUUAUAUAAGAGAAAAUUAUCCAGUUUUAGUUGUAAAGUUGUAAUUUUACAAGAAUGAUGUCAUGCAUUUAACAAGUGAUCCUGUCCACUGCCUUUUGCUGGAGGAGACAGAAAACUCAGAGAGCUGAUAUGAAGCCUCGCCUAAAUGAUGUCUGAAUAUCACAUAUCAAAACACACCCAAACCAACCAACAAAAUAUAUAUGAUAGUACUAAUAAUGAAGAAUAAGCUUCGGGUAGUGUGCUAAGAAUGAAACAGGGUAAACGCUGCCUGAAUGAGUUUCCUCUGUCUGGUAUCUUGGCUCAGACGUAAAGAUGUGUAAGGAGGUCAGACACCAGGCUGAGCUGACAGUACAGGAGUCAGCUUCGUGGUUCAGGUACCUGAUCAGGAGACUUCCACAGCUCUUUCCCAAGGAGGAGACCCUGGGGCAGACCUAAGGCACACUGGAGGGUUUGCAUAUCCAGUCAUCUACUUUGCAGCCUUUCCUCUCGGUGUUCAGCCAUUGGCAGCAAGGUUUUGCAUCUCAUCCAUCAUGUAACGUUUUCAAGGGAACCAGAGUUUUUAUUUGCUGUUAUUAAUUUAUGUUUUAUCAUAAAGGAGUAGAUCUCAUUAAUCUUUCCGAGGAGUCCCAGUUUACUCAGGCAACAGAACAACUCGAAUAACAAAAAGCAAUAAUUUAACAACAUUACAGGUUGAAUAAAUGAGACAACAAUACAUGAGUAUUUAAACUUCCACAGUCGGAUGGAUAUCCCAGUCAAAUAAAAUCACUUUAAAUAGUUCAAGACCAGCUUUCAAAGAUGCAAAUAGAUUUGUAAGUAAUUCCAGUUGUAUUAGCAGUAGUAGGAGGAGGAGUUUUGCUCACUUUUCUUUGGGAGUGAAUGAAUGGAUGUUCACCAUAUAAUCGAUAAAUGAGGUGUUGGCUCCUAACUGUUCAAGGUGCUGUGCCCACCUCAGCCCCUUCACCUCACUCCGACAUCUCUCUGUCUGGAUCGUCUGAGUUGAUGUAAGGUGCUGAUUUUGUGAGCCAAGGCUCUUGUUUGAAAAUGGACAAAAGAGAUGAUGGUAAAAAGAGGAAAAUAUGGAUACAUUACUCACUACUGGAACAGCUCGACUCACUGACGACGACUCUGAGAUGCAGAAUACAUUUUUGGAAAAGCUAAUGAAAUGUCGAGUGAAGAUAUGACCAGAGUUUAUAUAGAAGUCUUCUUUGUUCUUACUGUAUUCAAAAAGAAAAAGGAAAAGCAGCACAAUUCUGUUUCAUGGCUUUUAGGAUCAUUGAUAGAUAAUAAACACCACAGAGUAUUCAUUAUCAGAAAAAGUAGUAGACCAAAAAGUUAGCCUCUAAAACCCGACUUAAAAGCUGCUAUCUCUUAUUUCUGUCUCUUGUUUCCCCCAGGCCCACUACUCGACAGGCAGAGUUUCUGCCUCCUUCACAUCCACAGCCAUGACUCCUGCAACAAUACACGAAGCAGGCAAGUGAACAUCUCACACACACACACAAACCCUCUGCUUAUUCCCCGCAGACAGAAACCUUCAGCGCUUCUUUCUUUGGUAGCUUUAAUCUUUAUUUUAUCCUCAAAAGACGGGCUGGUCACGCCUGCCCUUUUUGCUGCUCUGCGCUCUCACUCAGUUGAAUGUAGCUGCAUGUGGGAGCUGCUCUGUUUGACUGUGUGUUCCUCUCCUGUCAGUCUCUGGGCUACUCCAUGAGAGAGAUUUUGCUGUUACGCAACUGAAUAGUAGGUUCAGUGCUCUUCAGAAGAGGAGGACAGUGUUUGGAUUUAGUGACCCAGUUCAGGUUUUUGAAGAAGACAGUAAUGCUGUUUACUGACUUUUAUCGAUGUGCAUCUUAAGCCCAGAAUACUGAGAAAUGCUCCAGAGAACAGUCUUCUAAACUGUAUGUUUGUGCUUUACGGUGUUCAAAUGAGCAGCAAAAAUUGAUGGAUUUCUAUUCAACUCUUAGAUUAACUCCCAACUAGUGUGAUUAAUGAUUCAUUGGUUUUCGGUUUAUUUUUGGAGCCUUAUGCUUUAAUUGGUGAGUGAAACAGUGGGAAAGAAAACAUGAAGACAGGGAAAUGGGAGAAUGACACACUGCAAAGAGCAAACCCUGGCCGCCCACUCCCUGUCUGCAGCCUCUGUUCAGGGGGUGUCUGAUUCAACAGCUUAGCCAAAUCAGAACAUUCAUUUUUACUUAUAUUGAUACCAUCAUCAAGACUCUUAAACCACCCAAGUUUAAAGAAAGUCCACUAUCAAUACUUCUGUUUCAUUUGGUGUAAAGACAAGACUGAUGUCUGUAGUGAUUAGGAAAUAAAUAUUGGUAUCUUAAUUUCAGUAUUAGCAUAGAACAGUCCGAGCAUCAGUGGUUUUAGUGAGCUGUUCGUGCUCAUAUAAGUAAGUCUGUACUUACCCAGCCUUGAACACAUCAUGAUGAAACCCUACAUCACCUUCGUCCAACAUUGGGUAACUAUGUUUAAUUCCAACAAAGGUUGGGUUUGAUUACCACAGUGGAGGAGGUUGAUGACUCAGCAGCAGCAACAACCACAUGUUUGUGGUUUUUCAACUCAAAGAUAAUUAAGCAAAACUUCAGACCUCUUCAGACGUUUAUUUGCCUUAAUUCUUCUUUAUGUAAUGCUUUGCCUGUAGGCGGGGAAUUAAUUGUCUUCAAAACUUUUGGUAAUGCUGUAUGUAUGUUUGUGCAGCAGUGAUUUCACUUAGAUGGCGUGACCCAACUGCUUCAUGAAUCACUGUUGAUUUUCAGACUUUGAAAAUUUUGCAGCUGGGUCCUCAGUUGAAACAGUUUUUGAUCCCCAUCCCUAUUUUUGAUUAUAUGAAAGGAAAAAAAAAGUUAUAAUUUGUUGAUUCCAGUGUCUUUUUUUUUUUUCCUGCCAGUUUCCUUCUUUAUCAUCUUCUGUCUGAAUAACCGAAUAUCUUCAGGCUGUGGUCCAUACAAGUCAUUGUAUGACAUCAAAACUGGCUUUAGGAAACUAUAAUGAACUUUUUACCUUUUCUGAUAUUUUUUGAUCAAAUAACUUAGUGAAUAAUUCAAAGCAUUACUUAGAAGAUUAAUUCUUAGUUUAUACAAUCUUCUUUUUGACCUCUAGCUAUAAUCCACUAGCCUUGCCGGGCCAUCCUGUUGCGUGAAUCACUUGAUGUUCCUUCCCACCACAGUCUGGACUUCAGCCCAUAGAGAGCGUGUAUUCCCGAUCAGAAAAUAACCGGGCCAAUCAGAGACCGUGUUUCCACUGUUACCCGGACAACAGGGAAAGGCAGCCCCUGAUUGGUCCAUGUGUAGUGGUGACGUCUAACACAUGCUGCGGGACUUUUCAAAGCCCCGUUCAUUCAGAACGCCGUUAAUUCUGCAGUUGACUUUGCAAAGUCGGCAGAAAUCGUUUAUAUACGCAGAAGACGUCGGUUCAAUUCUUUGUUUAUUUUAUUCUUCCAGUAAGGCUAAAUGGAAAUUGCUAAUAAACCUUUGUGUUUAAAUAUCAAAAGGAAAAUAAAAAAGGGUAUUUUAAUUUAUUUUUAUUUUAUUGUUUAUAGGAGAGUAACCUUUAAUAACUUUGAACAACAACCUGCAAUGCAGAGACUUUUGGUUUUUAAAGGUCCCCUGCAUCCACAUCAAGCUGAGUCUCCUGAACAAUCUUGAAUAUUAGAAUUUGAAAAAUAAUUAUCAACUUAGUUACCAGCUGAAAUCUGAAAAGAAGUCAAAUAAUGACUUUUUGUUUUAUUGUUACAGACGCCAUUGCAGACGACACCGUGCGUUACCAGUAUGUAAAGAAGAAAGGCUACGUCCGUCUGCACACAAACAAAGGAGACCUAAAUGUGGAGCUACACUGUGACAAGGUAAUAACAUGCAUGUUUGCUGCACGCAAACAACCAGACCGAGUUAUACUUAUGCUUGCUAUGGAUUGGGCAAGAUUGCUUCAGUUUCACUUGUUUCUGUGUUUCCUCAGCUUAUGAGAAGAGAGAUUUCUAGUAAGGAAAUCACAUCCUUUCUUGUGUAACUGACUGAGCCCCUUAUGGUUUUUAAGAAUUUCCACAUGAUCACAGACGGAUAAAAUAACAAGGAAAAGGUUCUUUGAAGUUCCUUUGAAUUCACUGAUCUGGUCUGUAUUUAUUUUCAGGGUAGGGAGUGUUAGAAGAAAUCAGAAAAGAUAAAACGUUUAAAGCCGUCUGGUUCAGGCUCACAAACUUCAAACCCUCAGCUGGUCUCAUUUUCACCAAAAUAUCAAAGUUUGAGGAAAAACAACCCAACCUGUAAAAUGUGUAGUUUUAUAAAUGAGUCCUGCUGUUUUGGACCUCAAACUUUGCUGAUUUAAUUUGCUGGCACAGGUUUCUGAUUAAAGGUUGUUGUGAUGUUGGUUUGGACCGAGCAGGUGGUUAAAUGGCAUUCAAGGUGAAUUUUCAAAGCACUGAAAUCAGCCUCUUGCAGAGUCUGUCCCCCAGGUUGCCAGGUUGACGUCUUGGCAGAAAUGUGUUUCUUGUCUGCCUCUUUUUUAAGGUGAGGUGUGGGGCUCCAGAGAGACAGCGUGAGUCCCAGGAAUGCAUUUCUGCCCCGGUAACCGGGCACUUCAUGUGCUAUGUUUUCAUUGGCUUCUGAGCUGUCGAAUCAGAAUAAUGAGGGGAAAGUUGCAGCGGUUAGACAACCUGCCCUCUGAGCCCCACGUCCUCCUCCUCCCACCCCCCCAACCUUACUCCUCCGUGGUUUUCACACAAGAUUGCAGCUCUAUUUGUGGCCUGCUGUUUAUGAAUUAAUGAGUGCUGUUUCACUGUCACAUACACUCUCAGUCAAACUGAGCCAGAACCCACCUCCCUUUUAAAGUGCCCAGUGCUUACCUAGCAAAAGAUGUUUCAAUUAUCAAUGCCGUCGUUGUCCCCAGCUGGGGUGCAAUUUGAGCCGUAGGAGAUCGAGUUCUGUACCUUAUUCACACAUGAUGAUGUUGAAGGAGGUACAGCUUUGCUCUGGAAAUGGUCGAUAGUCUUCAGCUGUGUGGGAUGAAAUGAGUUUUUUCUGGACAGCUCCUGGUUUGUAUUGGACUUGGAUCUUUUGUAAAUUCAGUCAAAUAAACACGUUGAAAGUGGAAACAGCCAGAAUGUGGUGCUUAAUUAACUACUGCAGAGAGGAUUGAUAGAACAAAAUUACACUUUCCAUUCACUGGAUUAGAGAUUUGGGUAAAGACCAGGGAUGCAGGGGAUCAGACUUUUUGCAAUUAAUCAUUAUGCUGACAUUUUCAAACUCUUAUUGGUUCAAACAGAUAUUAGCAUAAACUUUUUCUUUGCUGUGAAAAAGACCAAAUCUUUUCUAUACUGUAGAACUUACCUGUUGCUCUUACUAUGAUGGUCUGUUGUUUUAGAAACAGACAUAAAACAGACACAAUUAAAUAAGUUAAACUGUUAUAUUGUGAGUGUUUAAGUGGUGUUUUUUUUUUUUUGCGCCUCUUUGCAUCAUCUUUUCUUCACAAGAUUUGCAGAUGGCCGUUAUGUUGACACUCAAAAUACUUUCCUAUAACCAACAUGGUGAAACUCGUCAUUUUUGUGCAUUAUUUGUCACUGUAGAGGCACAACGUGUGCGUCACCUAAUCGGCUGCACAGAUUGGCAUACUGAUAUAAUACAGAAAUAUUGUGCAUCCACAGUGAAGACUUAAAGCUCCUGUAAGGAACUUUCAGUUUGUGUUGUAUAUGGCACCCCUUGUGGUCAAAGCAACCUCCUCCUGACAGUCAAAUGUGUCAUUUAUCGUGAAUAUCCUAUACAGAAAUGUAAACGUACGGAUGUCUCUUCAUCUGUCACCUACCUCCCUGCAAUAUUUUCAUACAUCAAAAAUUACAAUAACAAAAUCAUGAGUCUGAUCAGCAAUAGUUUUGUUUACUUUUGUGUAUCUUCAAAAAGCAUAAUUCAGAUUUCAGUGUAUUUUAUAAAGGUUAAAAACUCCUGACAGAAGCUCUAAAUUUUCAAAGCUCCUGUCAGGAACUUAAAGUCUGGGUCAGUGUUGGCGCCCCUUAUGGGUACAGCAGUGUAUCUUAUCCCAUUUACUCAUGUCAUUCAGUUGUGUUUCCUGUUGCCAAACUCUUAAAACGACUCUUUAACGGUCAUUUUUAUCAGAAACUGUGGAUCUUUGCUGUGGGAAAUGUCAACAGAGGAUGUCUCUGCUGUAACUCACUUCAUCUUCCACUUACCCAGCAAACUUAAGAAAUGAUCAAUCUUCAAUCUAUCAUUUUUAUAAAGGUCACAUAGAAGCAUCAAUUUUAUUUUGGUCUGUUUCAUAACCAGCUAAAAAAAACUCACAUUGUCAUGAAGUUAAAGUUUCCACACAAGUGAUCCAACACGUGAUCAUUAAAAGCAAACAGUUCUGGCAGAAGUGCAAUAAACCGCGAUAAAUAGAGACUUAAAAUAGAGCAACAAUUUGAUUUUAAUACUGAGACCAAAAAGGCACUUUAAAAAAAUCAUCCCUGUUAAAUUAUAAUGUUGGCAUAAUUUGUCCCUUUUCCUUGGAUUGUCAGAGGUUUUGGGGAAUCUUAUUGGGUAUCGUACCAUCAUGUACUUAGAUGGAUGUAUGAAGAUGGUCGCAACUUUUCCUUCUCCAAGUUUGUCAUCUUGAUGCCCAGCUGUCAGUCCCAAAAGUUAUUACAAAUACCAGAACUUUGAUAAUUUGACUCAAAGUUUCAACUUUAUCAGACCAGGUGAUGUUGCUAAAAUGACUCAGCAGACCUGUGUUUAACUAACACUUCCUGAGACAUUGACUUCAGUCAAAUACUGAAACAUAACCUGGAUUCUUCUCUGUUUUGUUUCACUGUCUGACUUAGACUUAAACAAAGAGAGGAGCCUGUUAGGAUGCAUGAAUUAGUUUUUCUGUCUGCGUCAGCAAACAUUGUUUCCACCCUGACAUCACUGAUAACAUUUUUAGACCAGUAGGCAUGUUUCUAAAUUGGAUUGCAUUUUAAACAUUCCCAGGCUCAAACUCACACACAAACACAAAAGCAUGCAUCCAGACACGCUAAAUUAACCUCAAUUACAGGGCAGCAACCGAGUCAAGAGGCGGAAAAAGCCUCAAAGUUACAGAUAGAGAUCUCUGACGUGAAAGUUGCUGGUUAAAAUAGUCCAGAAGAAAGCAGCAAACACUUGAAUAGAGCAGACUUGUGCUUUGAUUUUAUUUUUAAAUCUACCAGUUAUGUGUUUUAACCAAAAAACUUGAUGUAACAUAUUUUCUUCUAGGUGUUUUUUUUCCCAAUCCAAGAAUCAAUUUUAUGCCAUCAAUGUUCAAAGCGAGUCCCUCUUUUUGUCUGGUGGUUUUAAAACAAGAAGCUCCUUUGAACCAGAGUGCUUUGAAAAUCAGGGAUUUAUUUUUAUAGAGGAGUGAAAUAGGCAGAGCAGUGAACCCCAACAGCAGAAUUGAGACAUAUGUGGAAAUAAGACCAGUGAAGCCUGCAAGAGACCUGUCACGCAGGAAAAGGCCAAUGAAUAAAAAUAGGUUUUUACGAAAGCAUGUGGUGAUUCUUGGAAACUACCGAGCGUUGUUGUCAAGGGGGAAAAAGUUGGUUUUCUCACACAAACACAGGCACAUCUUUCAAACACACUAAACAGUGUUCCUCCAGGCUGUUGACGCUAAUAACAGUAGACCUGACCAGCGUCAUUGUCUAAGCCCCGCCUCUCUCAAGGGGGACACAUACCAGCUUAUCCUAAAUUGUGCCAGACAGUCAAAAUUAGAGCCUGUCAGUAGGUGUUUGUUAUAAUUAUUUACUAGAUGCCUCAAAGUUUUUUCUUUAUGACCCGGGAGUUACUUUCAGCAAGAAGAAAAUCCAGAUGUGUGUGUUUUACACCAGCAGAUGUCUUUGUAGUGCUAAGCUUGCUGUAGAGGCAUAUGAGGCAGCCUCAGGCCACAGAUGAACCCUGCCUCUUACAGACUUAAACAUAUAGGAAACACUUGGAAGCAGGUCACACAGUUGCACGUGUGUCUCAGUUUGUUAGCGUGAAUGUAAAGCUACCUGCAACUGUGGGAACUCUUCCUGGAAGCUGAGAUACAGCCUGCCUCUGCAGCUCGACACCUUCACAUUGUCCUCAAGGCAGCUUAUGUACAAAGAGACCAAAGGCUAUACUCUUUCUCUUCUGUUUGGGCUCAGAUAACAAAUACACUGGAUAGUAGUGAUUGAUAUUUGAACUGUUGCUCUCCAUGUCUGUGUAUUUUGUUGUUCACAUGCUCGAUGUUCCUGUUCAGUGUUUGUUAUUAAUGGUCUGUGUACAAGGAUUUUCAUAAUACAAGAUUUUUGAACAUAGAUGUGAUACUAGUGAGACUCUUACAUACAUGUAAAUGUCUUUAAAAAUAAAUAUAAUGUAUAAAAAUAUUGACAUUUGCUUGUUGAGAACAUACUGACACUUCGUUAAUACAUGCACACCAAUAUCUCUGCAUGCCAACUACACUGGCAGAAUUCACAUUCUCUGAUGGCGCCAAUUGUGCUCUGGUUGUGCUCCUGUCUGACACCCGGCCAUGAGGCGUGUUAUUUGCUGUAGAGGGGCUAUUUAGUCUGUCAGAAACAAAACUGAGGGGAUAAAUGAAUGCUUUUGGUCUUUUUACUUUAACAAAGCAUGUUCUUUCUUCCAGGUUCCCAAAGCUGGAGAGAAUUUCACCCGUCUGUGUAAAAAAGGCUAUUACGAUGGGACGAUCUUCCACAGAUCCAUACGCAAUUUCAUGGUGAGGACUUUCAUAAAUCAGACUUGACUGCAUUAGCUUUUCAUGUAUCAUCAGUGUCAGUUAUCUUUUUGGAUGAGUUAUUACCUUUUUGAAAUAAUUUUUUUUUUUUGGUUAAAAUUCCAAUACAUCUCUGGUUUACUGUUUUAAUCAUGGAGCCCCCUAAGGGUCAAUCUCAGGUCCUCUACUUGUGUCCGUUUCAGUGCUGCUGUCACAUAUGUAUAUCAGAAGACAAAUGUUUUUAAUACGGCUGUAAUGUUGGCGGCACUCUUCGUAAAAAAAUUGCUUUGAACUCAGUGGUUUCAAACUUUCUGUAAGGCCCCCUUCUGUAGAUAAAUGUAUUUCCUAGCCUCCCCCACUCUUCACCAUACUGACACCAUAUCAUACAUCCAUAUCAUAUCAAAUACACAGACAGACAUGUCCUUUGCUAACAAAUACCUGUAUCCCCAAAAGUAUUUGUAGCAUUGCCUUCAAGAAGAGAAAGAAUCACAGUACACUGCAGUCUUUAUAAUCAUAAAUGUGUGGGUGGCUCUCUGUUAGUGGAGUUGAAGCUGAGUGUUGGAUAUCUUAAAAUUUCUGCUUUUUGGGUUUUUUGUUAGUUCAUUGUCUGCCUUCCACUUAUAUGUAAGUCCCUACACAAUGUGGGCAGUGCUUACUAAUGAACCCCGUGGAACUAUGAGUAUUGUUUUAACAAAGCAAUAACCCAGGGUCCCAUCCAAGGGUCAUGCACCCUCGUCUCGGGGAAAUAUGAAUGAACAGAUGAUAAUGUAUAAAACAAAAUCAGGGAAAUUUGAAAACUCCUAGUGAGAUGUUAUGACAGGUUCUAGUCUUAAGAUAAACAGGAUCUGAUUUUGAAAUUUGAGAAUUGGUCAAGCUUUUACUUUGUAGUCAAAUCAAAAUCAGGAAAAUAAGCAGGUUUGCACAAGCACAGGGUUUGUCUUGGUGUUUUGGUGCAAAGCAAUAAACAAAGCGAUAAGAUUUCUGCAAAACUGUUCAAUAAAGGUGUAUGAAUAACGACACACACUCAUUGAUUAGUCGUAAUCAACCAGUUAAUGUAUAGUUUUUUAGAAUAUCACGUUGACUAGUUUACUGUUACCUUUAUUUUCACGCAAUAUUCUCUUGUUAUUGCUGAAUGAAUAAACACAGCAUUGUCUUCUGACUAGCUCUCCACCUGAAGCCUCUGAGCUCAGACUGAGAAUUUGAAAAGAUGUCUGUGAUCUUCUGCCGCUCUGAGCGUUUCACAGAAGCCGCUCCCAUAAUUAAAGUGGCUCUGAGUGGUCAUCUGGUCUCAAGAGGACCCUUACCUUUUUCCUUCUGUCUCCUGGUUUUCAUACACAGUGUGGCGCACUGUGAAUUGUGUAUCCAUAAUUACUGGGCCACUUGUGCCUUCCUGGACUUAUCACAGCUGAAAAGGAGAGCAGCAUGGCCUUGGAGAGAAUAAUUUCAUAGCAACAAACUUGUUUGAAGAAGAAUGUUCAGAGGAAGAGCGCUGUGGCCUUUACUUUCCUUAAAGCACUUUAUCAGGACCCUGUGAGUGAACUGAACAUCCUGAAAUGACUCCAAAAAGAAUUUGACACUUUCACAGUAAAAGAUGAGAGGCCAACAGGCUGCUGCUGCUCAGGCUCCAACAGUGAAGAGGUGUUUCACACUUUUAUGACGCAGUCUAACAUCAGGCUGUAAUGUGUGCUGUCUCUGCGUACUCAGGAACAUACAGUCAUUCUCAGGACUUGACAAGAAUUCACUUAAACUACCUACAAAAUCAGCAGAACAACAUUUUGGCAGCCUUAUUUAUUUAUUAUUUUUUAGUAAUAGCACUGGACUACCACUCAAUAAGAGGUACACUUACACUGUUAUAUUACACCAUAUGAAAUAUGCGCCCCUAAUAGUUAAUGCUUUUAAGUCCGUCCAAAAACAUUUCUGCAUGUUCAGUCUGAGCUCUCCUUUAAUCGACCUUUGCCAGCUGUGCCCACAUUAACCCGAGUGUUUUGCUGGUAGACAGCCACAGUCUCUCCUUGUGCUCAUGUGGUGUCAGAAAUAUGGGGGGAAGAAACAGUUUCCAGGUUGGAAAAUGCUCUUGAACACCUGCUCAAGUCAGAGCGACAACUCUGAAACUAGGGGAAAGAAUUCAGUGCCCAACUUGCCAACCUGAUGAAGUUUGAGAAACUUUCUCCUCACUCAUGUAUUGGACGGAAACGUGUAGCUCAAAUAGAAUUUUAGAGUUAGAGAAACUUGUAAGAAAGGUGAUUUAUAUGAAAUGAGUGUGGUAGUUUAAUGGUUAAAGUUUACGUUUUAUUGGCGUGUCAUAUAUUGCUUUUUCUGGCUAGCAUUAACUUACAUGAACUCACACAGUACACAGUCAGAGGGCAGAACAAGUCGACAUUAUGAAACAGAAGGAGACCACUAAACCAAGUAUACACUAACACAUACGUACACAUGUAUAAUUAAAGAGACUAUCUUGCUUGAGCAUAUCUUACUUUAACAGCCAGUCCAGUUUUGCUCAUCAAGCACAUUAUUUCAAGCUUUCCAGGUUUUAGCCCUCAAAAACAAGUCAGGCCUGUCAGGCAUGUGUAACGUUCAACUCAUAUUAAAAGCACGUGAACACACCACAGUUCCCAAUUUGCACACCGGGGCCACCCCAGGAGCACAUGACUGUAGUGUCUGUCUGAUUCUGUGGUAUUUCUUCAGCAUAGUCCUCUGGCUCUAAUAAACACUCCCAAAUACCUUCAACCAAAAAAUUAUGAACAAGUCUUUCUUCUCUAACAUCGUCCUCUCAUUUUUAAUAUGCCAGUUUGGCUUUUUAUGUUUUUUUCCUUGGUUAUUUGUGAACAAACUUAGAGACUAAGCCUGGACAGUUUAAGAAGAAACUGCAACUAGUGAUUUCAUUGUUCAUUAUUGUGAUUGAGAGUGUGUUAUAACUGUAAUUCAGUUUCUCUGUCUGUCUGCUGUUCUUUAUAUUCUACAAAACACCUGCCAUUGUACUAUGUUGUUACUGAGUCCAAGAUAAACUAAAAUGCUGUUCUUUUUGUCACUAUAAUCUUAGGGUAGCUCAUACUAAAGUUAGAAUUAAUCUGACUGCAUCAAAGUGGUUUCAAAGCAGUCAUCAUAUACAGAUCUCUAUCUGAAAGAUAGACGGUGAGUGAGGAAGUAUUAAUAGUCGAAAUCAUCUUCAGGGAUGUGAUUCAUUCAGAUUUAUCUGGGAUUUUUGAUUUCCCAACCCAAAAAGUUUGCCCUUGAGACUUUAAAUUAUCCAUGAGGAUGUUAGUUGGUAUUUAGCUCAAACUCAACCUGCAGAUUUUAAAAGGACAGCGGAGUAAGAGUAUAGACAUUUCAUGAGCAUAUUUCUGUUACAGAGGCAAGCACUAGUUAUGCCGUCAUAAGGGUCUCUGCACUAAAGUGAUGAUUUUAUAAUACAAAUGAGGAUAUACGGUAACAUAAUGAUACAAAACUACCAUCAGAUUCUGUGAUGUAAAAAUGCUCCCAGAUGCAUCACAAAUUCCAGACUAUAUAAACUGACAGCAUUUAUGCUGGAAAAUCAGCAUAUAACAUCAAAAAUGUUUGCUGGGAGAAAUAGAAACAGAUUCAACAACUGGAGCUCAUUCACGGUCUGGAUGCAUCAGUGUGUAAAGCUGUUGUUGUGAACAGUCAAGGUUUUAUUCACAAUUGUGAUCACAUGUCCACAUGAGUUUGUGGUGUUGUGUCUGUCUGUAGCCCUGUGGUUUCGCUGUCAUGUUAAAUGCACCUCUUUAUUAACACAAACAGUACAGAGAGCCACUCAGCUCAACUUUGCUCCGUAGCAGCUCUCGCAGUCAGAACCCCCCUGUGUAUAUUAAAACAAGAGGUCCACAGAAACGCACAGAGCAGCACUCAGCUAUAUAAACAAUAAUAGGAAAGUGGAGUCUUUACAAUGAACAAUAGAGGCCUGUGUCCUGCAAGCUAAUUCACUGUGAGUACUCACAAGGAACAUGCCUGCAGGUUUGAAACAUGACACUAGGAAAUAUUGUCCGGCAUUACUUUACCACUUAACAGCAAUCAGACAUUUUCCGAUUAUAAGUGAAAGAAGCUGCUCGUCAUAAUUUGCCGCACAAACCUGGUUUUGGUUUUCAGUGUGCACCUUCUGACGUCAGCCAAACUAACAGAGUGUUUUUUGUUUUUCAGAUUCAAGGAGGGGACCCCACUGGCACCGGCACAGGUAAAAUGAAGACUGCACUCAAACCACAUUUGGGAUUACAUAACACCAUCUGUGUUUAAUUAUUUAUGGCCCCUUUUUGGAUGCUUUGAGUAAAUACAUCUUGAAACUAAAGAUGCAAGUCAAAAGUGUUGCUAAAUAUAAUCGGUGAGGGCACAUGGGAGCACAGGAGACCCACAUACGCACACAUACAAAAACGUAGGUGAUGUAAUGGAAGAGGGAUGAGUGUGUGCUCCAGAAUAAGGGUGUGGUGAACAACCAAUCAACCAGCAUUUGGUGUAAUUUCCCUUUUUUUUUAAAAGCCAGUUUAAGAGGCAGCUCGGUAUAAUUGACUGCUCAGUUAAUUUCCUCCCCUCGUGUCAUCUGUGCUGCUCAGAGAGUCUGCAGCACAAAACCUGCUGUGUGUCCUUGGGCGUUUCUGAACACUACGCAAACUGCACCCACUGUGACAGAUUUAUAGAGGUACAGGAUUCCCGACCUGUUGGCAAAACUCUCUUCAUCACCUGGACUGAACAGCGUGUGCACACAGCUCAUGAACAGACCCUCAGCUGUUUUUGUUUUAAUGGAUUUCUGCUGAGUUUUAAAGAGCCUGUGUUCAGUCAUCAUGCAAUUUUCUGUGCCAUUAAAGGGAUAUUCCGGUGCAUGAUAGCAAUACACAGCGGUCUACGUCUCCACGUGCAAGCCUUAACCAAAAAGACACUCUAUAGUCACAAAUAAUUCUCAGAACAGCACCUAACUUCAUCAACAGUACAUAUAGGGUCCCAGCCAUAGUACUAGCCACCAAACAUCUUUUUAGCUUUGACUGGUUUCUUUAGUGAAGAGACUAAACACAACUCACCCACUCUCUUUCAGCAGCCACUUGUUUGUGGGGGAGCCCUGAUGAGUAGAUCACCGAGUGCAGCUGAUCAUUUCCAUAAAGUAAUAAUCAUCAUAUUAAUCAUUUUGCACUACAGACGCGGUAGUUCUUCUGCCUUAGUGUCUCGGUCUGAUUGCAUUUCCAUUAAGUAAUUAUCAUAAAUGUUCUUCCUUGAGCUGCGAAACUCCACUGCACUCGGUGAUCAACUUGUAAGCCCCCCCCCCCCACAAACAAGCGGCUGCUGGAGGGUGAGUUGUGUUUAGUCUCUUUGCUAAAGAAAUCAGGCAAAGUAAGGAUGUUUGGUGGCUACUAUGGCUGGGACCCUGUAUGUUCUGUUGAUGAAGUUAGGUGCUGUUCUGAGCAGUAUUUGUGACUAUAGAGUGGCGUUUUGGUUGAGGUUUGUGUGUGGCUCCUGAGACCACUGUGUAUUGCUAUUGUGCGGUAGUUGAUAUAACUAGAGAAGCAAGCAGUCAGCAACAUUCAUCUCUUGACGGGGUGGCUAACUUGGUGUUACAGUGUGUUUGACCAUGACUUAAAAUUAUGCCGGAAUAUCCCUUUAAGAAUAGAUUGUAUGAGGGCCAAAGCAAGGUUGUCUAACUUCCUUUCUAUUCAAUGUACAGUGACAUCAACCUGUAGUUAUGUGAUUGACUGCCUGUACAUUAGAAAAGCUUGAGACAAAUAAUAUCUUCCUAAACACUGUUUCACAAAUUUGCAAGCUUUUUUUCUCUCUAUGUUUGUCUAAAACCUGAUGGUGAUUGUUACAAAGAACUAAAAACUGUAACAGGGAGAAUGUCAGUCUGAUUGCUGUAGGUCUUUAGGGUUUUUUAUAUAAGCAGUUAAAAACUCCUUAUAGGAGCUUUAAAUCAUGGCCAUCCUCCUGUAUAAACAUCGUUUUGACCCAAACAGUCAGGAUCACUUUAAGAAGUGAGCAUCUAUUACUUACACAUUUUGAACACUAAGCUCCUGCCAAAGAGAAAUUCACUUGCCUCCAGUUUCUGUGUGUGUGUGUGUUGAGAGUGAGAUGGCAAAAUAAGACGUGAGCCAUGAUAUGCAGCUUUCUCUUGAAUUUUGAUAUUCAAGUGUCAGAAAAUCCUUGAGAGAUUGCCCUCCCAUUUCAAGUUGUACCUCUCUUUCAUUGCUUGUAUAUACACUGGAAAGAAAGACACAUCCUGCUGCCUGCUCAGUGUAGCGGCAACUCUUUCCCCAAGUACAGAUGAGCCUCAUUGAUCUAAAACCUUCAGAGCCAGACGCUCUGGAGAGAGCCAUGUUUUAUACAUUGACUUGAGAUUGAAAUCCCAGACAUACAGUAUACUGAAAGUAAGAAACUAGAGGCACACAACUUCCUGUUUUAAAAUAUACAAAUAAAGUCUUCCUUAGUGGAGAUGCUUCACAGUUGUCAGCUGGAAGAGGAGGAGCAGGAGGUGAUUUUGACCUUUUCUUUGUUUCUUUCCUGUUUAACCUGCUCAGGAGGACAAAGUUUUAAGUCUUUCUGUAUUUCUAAAUUAGAAGCAGUGCAGUUUAAUUAAUAGGUUAAACUCAUAAUGAGGGUUAAACUGUUUGUUUUAUUCUCCUCUGUCACUUUCCUGUCAUGUAUGAUGGAGUCACGCUGAGGUAAAAUGUCAGUGAGGAGAUAAAUUAUGCAGAAAUGUCACCAGGGAAAGCCUCUGAUUGGUCCAUCAGUUGGCAGUAUGCAUUGAAACCCCAGCACUAACACACACACAUAUAGUACAUACUGUACCUGGCUGUUUAAUGCACAUACAGCAGCUGGUGACGCAGUGAAACACACCUCAGGGCCACGGAUCCUCUCCCCGCUGUGGGACGCCAAUAAGCUCCUGCAGAGUGUAUUCCUGUAUUCUCAUCAUGAUGAUCCUUAAUGAUGAAGUCGGUCUGAAUAAUGAUUCACAGCUGAAGGCUCUCAACACGGCUCCAUGUUCAAGGGCAAAUGGGGCUUUUUAGUCCCAAGAAAACACACAGCCGCUUAACUCUGUCUCUCUAAUGGUGCAGUAAUUUAAACUAAUGUACUGAUGGGGCUAUUAAUUUGUGCCGUUUCCUAAAAAAAUCUUUAUCUAACUGUGUUUACUUGUUUCGGGAUUGUUGUGCAAAGCGGAGCAGAAAAUUAAACCCCGUAUGAACCCAGUCUUAUCAGCUUUACUCCCCAAAGUGUAAUCAGUUUUGUUUACAUACAGAUAGUCCCAGAUGGUGUGAAAAAUGACGUAUUAACACUGUGAACUGUCAGCGACUUUGGCUGGAAAGUGCUGACUCAGGGAUCUUCUUUAUUCGAACAACAGAAGUACAAGAUUGGCUUUUAAGAAUGUGUUGAUACUACAUCGGUGAAACAUUCCUCACUCACCUUUAACAGUGUAUUAAACGAUUUCCCCUUUCCCUUUGUAAGGAUGUACUUCUUUAUACAUAACGGGGUCUCUUUGGAGGUGUUUUCUUUUAUUCUUAAAAUUGGUUUGUCAGCGAAUAAAACUGUGUUUGCUUAAGCCCGACAAGUUCAGUGCAUUACCAAUCCUUGUCCAACAACAGGAAGAGCUGAGAAAACGCUUUUGUUUACAAUCAGGCUUUUUAUCAGCUUGUAGCCUUAGUUUGUCCUCAGAUCCUUUUGUUGGUGUUGGUGUUUGUUUGUUAGCAUGUUAGCUGUCAGAAAGUAUAACUUGGCCUCUUUUAUUUGAUAGCCUGUUUGAUUUAUAACUGUGACCACUUUAAGUCAUCCAAAUCUUUUAAUAUGAACAUUUAAGAUGAACGCAAGUUAGAAAUGUGCCAUCAGUAAAAACAUGAUAAAAGAUCCAUAAAGAGCCUAAUCAUUCAAUCUCAUUUUGCAUCAGUAUAUAAACACUGGUGCAUAUAAUGCAUAUGACAAAUAACUGUCUGUUAAUUAGUCAUUAUAAGGCACCUAAUCACCAUGACCAUGUUUUUUGACCUGCAAGCCAUUAGUUAAGGGUUUUCCCGAAUAACCUCCUAAUUAGUGUUUAUUUAUAGCUUAAAAGGAAGUUGUUAUACAUUUAUCACCAUCUUGAUAUACUUAGCUGAAAAGGGGCUAAUAAAGAUGAUAGUCCCAUAAAAUACCAAUCCUUCCUCAAUAAUUCACACAAAACACACAAUUAGAAAUGUUAACAGAGUCCUCCUGAGUAAAUGUGUUUACCAUUAAUUAACUAUUAGUUUGAUAUUGUUUAUUGUAAGGUUAAUUAGAUUAAUUAUAGUGAUACUUGUGUUUAUGUAGCACUUCAGGAAGACCUCAGGCAGCAGUCAAACUCGUAGAGAGUUAUCAGCUCACGGUUAAAGGCAGAGAUUGGUCAUCGAGAAGAAGUUCUAUUCAUGUUAGAUGCUUCUGUUUGACUUCUAUGUAACCCGCACUAAUAAUCUGAUAGAAUACUUGACUCUCUCUCGUUCUCUUUCUCUCUCUCUCUCUCUCUCUCUCUCUCUCUCUGUUGCCAGGAGGGGAAUCCUUCUGGGGGAAACCUUUCAAGGAUGAGUUUCGGCCCAACCUGUCCCACACCGGCCGGGGGGUUCUCAGUAUGGCAAACUCUGGUCCAAACACCAACAAGUCUCAGUUGUAAGAAAUGUUUUUGAGCGCACAAAACCCUCAUCUGUCACUCUGUGCAGGAAAGCCGGUCAGCUGAGAGUUAUGUGUUGUUUCUUUGUCUGUGUUUUCCAUCCUUUGAUAUCUUUGCUGAGUCCCCCACAGGACGUGAAGACAUGAAAAAAUCACUGUGGUGUCAGAAAAUGUUAUUUAUUAUGCCAUUUACCGACUUGGUUGUGUGCAUUUGUUUAGAUUUCCGUUAAAUAAGUUGGUGGUUCUUACAGAAAAAUUUUACUUCUCUAAAAAAAAAACACUGAACUGAAACUGUGAUUAGACAUUAUUAUUGUCUUGUUGACCUUGUUUAUUUGUGGUCACUCUACUUCAAACCUCACCGAUGUAGCAUUUAUAAGUGUGUAUUGAUAUAAAUCUCCACAUGCUAUAUUAAUAGAGGAGAAAUCACAGUUUGAACACUUACAUAAGUACCUUUCUUACUAUAUUCAUACAGUCACAUUAUUAUAUGCUGAUCAUAUGCAUUUCUUCUGUUUGCCCUCAGCUUCAUCACGUUCCGGUCAUGCACCUACCUCGACAGAAAGCACACAGUGUUUGGAAGGUAAAUUUUCUGUUUUUACUUGAAGGUUUGUGUGUUUGUUGGUGUCAAAAUGUCUCAAUGUUUUAGUGUGCACUAUGGAUUAGUGACGGUGUUUAGUAUAAUGUAGGAGCUGAGGCAGAUGUCCUAGUGGGGUGACUGUCAUGACAAACACUUGCUUAGCAAUUAGUGCCAUUCAUUCACACUGUUGUGUCUGAGCCUCUUUUUUUCUCACGUCUUUCUGUCUGCUUUCUCUUUCUCUUCUCUCCCCUCACUGUCUGUAUUUCCCACUUUUUGGCUUUAUUCUUUGAAUUAUAUUUACUUCCCUCAGAGGUCCAGACAGUACAAACAGUGUUGCGACUUCCAGUCUGACUCCUGGCUGACAGUAGUAAAAAAUUUAGCAGCUGCUGAAUCUGAACUAAAGGUUCUUUCUCUCUCUGCUGAGCUGAGCUGAACCGAGCGUGAUCUAAAUUGGUUUCUUUUUGGAGGAAGUCCUGCCUGUUGUCUAAAAAUAUGCAGGCUGUUUUCAACCGACUGAUUCUUUACAUGGUCAACAAACUUUAAAAGCCUCUGCUUUCACCUCAAAUCCAGCUUUUUUUAUCUGUCCCGGACUGCAUUUAAGACACUUCAUUUGAUCUAUACGUAAUGUGAGGUCUACUUGCUAAGGUGUGGCCACAGACAGGUCGUUUGUUCUCUUUGGAGAACAGGUAUCAUGGGGAAAGUCCUCUGUUCAUAGCCUCCGUUUACAGAUUUAGUAUGUUAUCUACAUAAUUUGUAGUCUGGAGUUUGUUGGAAAUAAACGAAACAGGACUUCUUGGCUGAAAUUCGUUUGUUCUUUCGUUUUGAGACCCCAGAUAAGUUUGAUCAACAAAUUGGGGAUUUUUUUAAAUAACAAAGUAAAUGUAUAAGUCUUUUACAACUAUGACAAAGAGUCUGAUUAAGUUUUCCUCUCCUUUUUUGGUUUAUCUUCUCUACCUUUGGGGCAGGAUUGAGAGAUGAGAACUGACAGAAAAUAAAGAGAGUGAGAAAUUUGAAAAAAUGACAUGCAACCAGAGGUCCCUGGCCAGACUGAAAUCGUGACGCCGCGGUUCACAGUCAGCGCUUUAAACCCCCUCAGCACCCAGGGCUUCACAGAGUUUGUAUUGACAGAGAGUUAAAUCCACAGUGCUGAACGAACAGACAAAAACUCUCCACACCAGUAAGCCCCAACAUUUCUAAGACCAUGGGGAUUAAUCAGAGCAAAAUAAAAGAAAAACACCAGUGCUCUUGUCACCUUGCGUAUUGAUUUUUGUUUUAUCAUAGAUGUUGAGAAUUUAGAGGAAAGCUGUUAUACUUGGUACGAUCAUAGUGAGCAGGCAUACUUUGGCUUAUUGUUUGCUCCGUUUGAGCAACUUUUUAAACAUUUGUGGUCGUAAAGAUUGAUCGACAGUCUGCAGUAUGGCAUCACAGUAUUUAUCCUGCUGUCAGAGUUUUUCACUGAUAAGUGUUGAAUGCUUCUAUCUUAUGAAGUCAUGGAUUGUGGGAGCUCCUCUGUUCAUGUGAACAUGUGGCAGCAGGGCACAUGUUUCCUGAGAGGAACCCCUGCUUGUGAUUGGCUGUGCUGUGUUUGUGUGAAAGUGUGUGUGUGUUGUUUCUAACCCCACACAUGAAACCAGGAGGCCCCCACAGGAGCAGCUGGAUAAAGACUUUUCAGUUUAAAGAGCAAACCGAGAGCGACGUCUUACAGCACUCUGCAGCAGGGGAGGCAAUAACACACCGGCCUUUUGGCCUCCAGUGUUUGACACAUUCUACAUCUUUCCUCUGUUGUGUUUUUAUGCUCUUAAUAAUGACUUAACUUCUUCUUGUAGCAGCAACUCAUGUUCACUGUCGGCUGAGGGAAAUAAUGAGCACUGUGCAGACCCCCUCAAACGAGGAUGGUGUCUCUGAAUGUCACUUAAUUUAGAUGUAAGUCUUUAAAUCCACACUGUUUAGUUCAGUGCAGUUUAAACUUACCUUUCCCUCUGGGGACGACAGACUUGUACUACACAUGUAUCACUUACUGAGGUCUGUGCGUCCUUGUAUUUUUGAUGUACAAAUGAGCUAAAAGACAGAAAAGGUUAGAAAGAUGAUUAUAAUAAAUAUGCUGAUAAACAAAAUGCAAUAUGAUAUAGACAGUGUCUUGUUAAUGUCAGCCGUCAGAUCCUAAAAAGAUAUUGUGAAGAACAAAGAUGGCGUUUGUCUGACUGUAAAUACUGAAAUACAACAUAGAGGUGAAGUUGAGACCAUGGCCUCACCAGCUGUCAAACAGUCACAACAUACUGACCUGUCAGUCAAAUCCAUAUCAUGCCUGAUUCAAAAUGAUCAAGUUAUACAGAAUAGCUUGUGAAGUAACAUGAACUAUAGAAACAAGGCACAGAGACGUAAUCGUGUCUAAUGACAGGCUGUGCUCUUGGUAACAGGAAAAAAAAAAUCACUUUGAAAAACAGAGCUAAAUUCGAGCUCCCCUCUGGAGGAUCCUCAGGUCACAAAGGGACAAAAUCUCUCUGUUUCACACUGAUGAUCACAGAGCAGGUUAAAACAAUUUCAGUCGGUCUGUCUUUUACUGUCAGGAGAUAAAAAAGAAGAUCAAUAAAAUAGACAAAGGAUUGGACUAACUGAAAAGGAAUAAAGCUUCUGUUCACAGAAACUUCUAUUGCAUCUCCUUCACAAUAGCCACAAUAUUUACAUUAAUGAAUGUAAUAUAUAAAUAUAAUACACCCUCGACAGUCCCUUAUCUCCUUCUCUGGCAGUGAAUCUGUUAAAACUUCUUCAACAGUUGCUUGUUGUUUCUGGAUGUGUUGCUCCUGUUUUAUCUUUCCUGAUGAACAUGAAAGUAAUCUGGAGGUUGUAUGGGGAAUCCAGGGUUCUCCUGCGCUCACAGAGGAUUUGUCAUCACAAAAAAUAAAACAAUGUUUUUUGUUGUUUUUUUUUUCCCUCUGCAGGAUUGUUGGUGGAUUUGAGACGCUUACAGCCAUGGAAAAUGUAGAGAGUGAUACCAAAACAGACAAACCAAAGGUAGGAUAAGGAUAGGAAUUGAACAGAACUGAAUAGAAUAGAAUCACAUAGAGUAGAAAAGCAUAGAAUCGCAUAGAAUAGAAUGAAAUCAGUAUAAUAGACUCCAAUAAUAUAGAAUGUAUGAAAUUGAUAGAAUGAAAUAGAAUCAAAUAGUUUAGAAUAGAAUCCAGUACAACAGAAUAGAAUAGAACGGGAUAGAAUGGAACUAAAGGAAUAGAAUAGUUGAAUAGAAUCACAUAGAAUAGAGAGGAAUGGAAUCACAGAGGAGAAUCGAAUAGAAUAGAAUUUAAUCAAUAGAAUAGAACCCAAUAAGAUAGCAUGUAUGGAAUCGGAUAGAAUGGAAGAAAAUAGAAUGAUAUAGAAUAGAAUCCAAUACAACAGAAUAGAAUAGAAUGGGAUAGAAUGGAAUCAAAGGAGUAAAAUUGUUGAAUAGAAUCACAGAAUGAAUAGAAUAAAAUGAAAUCAAUAGAGUAGAAUCCAAUAAAAUAGAAUGUGUGGAAUAGAAUCGAAUGGUAUGGUAUAGAAUCCAAUGCAGUACAACAGAAUGGAAUGGGAUGAAAUAGAAUAGAACUAAAGAAACUAAAUUAAAGAUAAGAAUCAAAUAAAAUAGAAUGUAUGGCAUUGAAUAGAAUGGAAAGUGAAUCACAUAGAAUGGAAUAGGAUAGAAUAGAAUAGAAUGAAAAAAUAAACAAUGUAUUGACAAGGAUUGAAGAGAACUGUUACAAUAGAUUUUACUUACUAUUUGCAUAGGUACAGGCCAGUACAGGUACAGGUAUGUUGGAAUGUUUAUAUGUUACAUCUUGUGGCAGGUUCAUCAAAAAAAAAAAAAAGAAAGAAAAAGAGGACAGUGAAGUGUUACAGUUAGAAGAAGAAUUCACAAGAAAUAAACACUGAACAAAAAGAAAAAAACACUUCAAACUGUAAAAGAAGACACUUCAUACUGUGAUGAAAAACGUGUAUGUGAACUUGCACUGAGAAGCAUUGCAUUUGGUGUGAAUUUUACACCUAUUUUAAACAUACAUUAGAGUUGAGGUUUUGUGUUGGGAGAGAAACCUUUUGAAUUGUAAUCUUAAAAUAAAAGGUUACUAAAUUUAGAGUCAUUGAUCCAGCCUCAAUACUUAGACAAAGAUUGUCUUCACUUCACUUCAGAGGGCAUGUACUCUUUGAAAACAGAGAAAUACUCUGUUUCUCACUAUCUUGACAUUUAUCUGACACCUCUGUCCAAAGCAAAUUACCGAGCUCAAGUGCAAACUCAUUUCAAGUUCCUCGAUGACUAACAUUAAUAUCAUCUGAGAGGGGCAGGACUCAGCCAUAGUGCCAUUUUGACCCUUACACGGAUCAGCUAAAGGUCAGCGGCUGAGAUGAGAAAUGAAUCGGGGGGCUGGGAAGAGAUGACUGAGAAAUGCCAAUGAAGGGUUUUAUUUUGCUCGGUAAAGCUGGUGUUGUCCCAGUCUACUUAGAUGACACCAGCAGUAAAUAUAGUUAACAUGUUGUUUAAAACUUGUACAAAUCACAUGACUUAGCUAAACUGUUCAGUCAAAUUGAUAGAACUCCAGUUUUUUAGACUGUUAGAACAAACUUAAUUUUGAGAUAUUUAAGAUAGCCAAUAUUUUAAUAACUAAAACAUGAUAGGUAUGAAAGAAUAAGUUAAUGACUGCAUUAUCUAAAACUUAUGUAAUGAUAACACGGGAUAGUUAUUUCUUUUAAACAUGUCCCUGGUUUCUCAUUUUUUUCCGCUCUGUUUACAGUCGGAGAUCAAGAUCAUAAGCACGACUGUGUUUGUUGACCCGUAUGAAGAGGCUGAUGCUCAGGUUUGUAUCCCUCUGACUUUUGAACUUCUUAAUAGAUCUUAUUGUUGUUGUUGUUAAAAACUAGAAGCCACAACUCCUGAAUGUUCUUAUCAUUCAUAACAUUUGUUAGUAUUUGAUGGUGACACAUUUGUAGAUGUUUUUUGCACCAGCACGUGUUUUAAAGUCAUUAAUAUCAAGUUAACUCUAAGGUCAAGGCUUCGGGGUAAACUCCUCUUUACUGUUCCUUUAAAAAAUCUCUUAUUUGAAAUAGUGUUCGGAGAACGAAAUGAGAAAAGAUCAUCUUCCAUAAUAAAGAGAUACUGUUUAAUCUUCUUGGUACUUUAAUUUGGAUGAUAUUCUUUUUAAAAAAAGAGGUUUGAACUCCUUUUACUCCUUUUCUAUUAAAUGUUAAACCUCAAAUAUAAAAUGAGAAAGUAUUUUUAAUUUUCAGAAGUUUUACAGCUGGAAACAAGAUGUUUCCAACACUUAAAACUCUUUUCUCAGUUUUAUGAGGCUUUAUUAACUUUUACUACACGUUUAAGCCUAGAAUUAAAGUUUUAUAGUCGCUGUUUGAUUUUAGAUCCAAACCAUUAAACUGAGAUUAGAACAAACGCUGAAAAAAGAGGGAUUGUUUUCAUGUGCCAAGCUAAUUCACAAGCAAGCUUUUUGGCAUGUUUAUUGACAACGUAAUCUCAGAAUGAAAGGCUUUUGUCCACCUGGAGCUUGUUGUCUCUCCUGCAUUUCAAACAAGGAUUGUGAAGCGAGAGCAUCGAACAUGGGUCUAACAGUUUCAGAGCAUGCAAUCUUGCAGCGUCAGAGUAGCCUCUGUAUCCUCUGAUCUGGUGUUUAUUUGUGGGAUUUUUCGACUUUUCAAUCAGAUCGCAGCAGAGCGAGAGAAAGAGCUGCAGAAGCAGGAGGAGGAGAGGCAGCAGACCAACGCCGCCCUGAAGAAAGCAAAAGAGGAGGAGGCGCCCAAGACUUUCAAAGCUGGUGUGGGGAAAUACAUCAACCCUGCUACAAUGUAAGGAAACAACAUUCAGGCAUACGCACUUAUUUACUAUUCUACAAACACACUCUGCUUCUGCUUCACAGUGACUCACCCACGGACAUAGCUUUGACGUACAUGCAUCGAAAAUGAGCCAAAGUUCAUUGAAUCUGCUCUGUAGACAGAGUUUAGUCUGGAGUGUUUACCUGACACUUACAGAAAUUGCCUCACACUUUGACUGGCUCUCUGUUAUAAGCCAUUUGAGGAGUGAAAUAGUCAUGAAUGGAUGAUAAAGCAUGAUUGUUACAAAGCAGCACAGGAUGAGUUUAGACAUAAAGUGCUGAAUUGCCAAUUAUGCAAAAGAUUACCUCUUUUCCCCGCGGGGAUAAUUCAGCUUUAUUACCCAGACGUUAUUUUCUCUCAGUCCAGGUUUGCCUUGUUGUAUUUUGUGAUAUAACUCUAUAUUUCACUUCAGUUUGAAGUUUAUGUACCUGUUUGGCAUUAAGGGAAGUUUAUGAUGGAGGAUAAUAUCAAAUAUGAUAAAGAGAUGAGACAUUCGGCUCCUGGAGAAUCCUAUAAAUUUCUGCUGGCCGCAUUAAGUUUUAACAGCAUUUAUAUUUGUUUAGGAUAUUUUUUCUGCCACAGUUUGAGUCGUCUGUGUUUCCACCUCAGAAGAAUUGAGCCACAUUAGACAAAGACAUUACAGUUAAAGUACUUUACACUAUGUUUCGCCCUGCAGCUCUGGGCUUAAAAACGAUCAUUAUCCAGAUUGAAGGUGCAUAAACUUAACUGAUAAAACUGCUUUGGUGCGUGUCGGUGGUAGAAGGUAUAUGCGUCAAGGUUGUAUCCUCAGAUUCACCCCUUUCUGUUCUGCUCCUGCAUCACAUUCCUACAUCUAGAUUUAUUCAGAGCGUGUUACCACUAAUGUACCCGCGGUAAUGGUCAGCCCAUUUCACCGACGGCUCAAUUAGAAGGUGACAUGUGGAUUCUGUCAGCACAUGCUAAUGGCCUUCCUAGAUUAGUGUGCAGAGAAGUGCUUUUGCAGCUGUGAGAGAUCGUCUGUUGAUGAAAAUGAAACAGAAGUAUGAAGAAAAGAUAUUUAAUCCGGUUUAUUUGUUGGGCACUGCUCUCCAAUUUAUUGCUGUGUGUGGUGCCAAACAACCUUAAUUUGCUCCACACACACACGCACACACACUGAAAGCUUUCCUGUCCUAAUACCCACACUCGUGUGCUUUCUUCUCUUUCUCUUUGCUUGUUCGUGUGUCUGAUCUUUUGAUCGUAUGCAUGAGCAGCAUGUUUUAUAAAGACCCCAAAACAGCUCAGCUGUGAAAGGUUUCACUCAAUGAUCAGUUAUUAUAACAGGUGGACAAUCCAUGUUAAUGAUGAAGCGUUACUCAGUGAUCCAAAUGAAGACAGCAGACUAAUACCAUGACUUAUAAAGCCACUGUAUGAGAAGGUUCAUAUUCAGCACGAGGUGCCACACUGUAAUCACUACAUUAACAGGGGAGACAUGCUGAAAGACCCCUGGGCUCUCUCUGGGCUUGUUAAAGGUGCUGCAGGUGAUCAGAUGUUAAAAGCUGAGAUUGUGAGAAAUCAUGUAAAUCGUUGAUUAUGAUUAAUCCUGGAUUAAAACAGAAGAAAAAAUAAAAAUGGUCACUUUUACAUGCAGGCAGCUGGAUAGAAACUCUCAGGCUGUCCGCCCAGGAGUCGAAAUCCCUGAUACCAGUCUUUCAAAAAUCUUGUUCCACCUUGUGAUUGUGAUCUGGCACCAAGGGUUAUCAGCAACCUUAAUCCUACACUGUCAGAUAUAUCAGUCCUUUAGUAUCCCUGCUGUGGAAAAUGUCAAAACCACACGGUAGUGGUUUCAGACACCUAUAAAGAAAAAGUCCAUCUUGUUUCUAAUCUUCUGUUUGUUUUUGUUGCUUACAAAGAGUCAUCAGUGUUUAUUUCAGUCUGUUUCAUAACCAGAAAACAAACUCCCCACUUUAACAGCACUUCCCGUCACCUUCUGUAAUGGAUUCUAUUUGUACUAUUUUCCCAACAUUGUAUAAACCAGCAGAAUUAUCCUGGCUGAAUAUCAGCAGAUUAAUUUGUUGUAAACAGAGUGAAAGCAGCAGCAUUAAAGAGGGAGUGUUGAUUCUGUUCCUGUUGAUGUUAGCUAAAGGGUAAACACUUUUCACCGUCACACAUCCUGUUUGAAAUGGCUUCUGUUUUAUACAAACUCAUCUCUGGCCUUUUCAGACCACAAAGACAUAAACAAACAUUUUGAUGACUAGUACAGACGUCUAGUUUCACUUCCAGGAAAAGAGAAGAAAAGCCAGACGCCAAAUAAUGCUUUAUAACAAAAGACUAAAAACAUAGAGGAGAAAAAGAGUUUCUGAGUGCUUGGCAAAAAGAAGACAAACCGACAAAGAAACAAGAGGCCCACACACAAACAUCUGAGGGAAAGCAGCUGAUUAUGACAUUUUUAUUCUUCUCCCUCAGAAAACGCCCGGCGGCUGAAGAUGAAAGCGGGCCGUCCACCAGUGGAGCAGUCGCGAAGAAGUCCAAAGGCAAGACCACCUUGGGAGACUUCAGCUCGUGGUAGUUCUCCAGUCUGUUCCUUUUACUGGCAGAAUUAAAGUCUUUUUUUUUUCCCUUCUCUUUUGUAUUUUAGUUGCUUUUUUGUCCUGUGAAACAAUGAAUUAAAUUUUCCUUUUCAAAAAA
Molecule: messenger RNA, 35925 nt
Organism: Xyrichtys novacula (pearly razorfish)
Lineage: Eukaryota; Metazoa; Chordata; Actinopteri; Labriformes; Labridae
Source: the annotation of a GenBank genome assembly